This is a messenger RNA of Stomoxys calcitrans (stable fly), 2868 nucleotides long. RefSeq names its product pseudouridylate synthase RPUSD2. The transcript has 12 exons. Gene Ontology annotation, biological process: pseudouridine synthesis. Lineage: Eukaryota; Metazoa; Arthropoda; Insecta; Diptera; Muscidae. Gene Ontology annotation, molecular function: RNA binding; pseudouridine synthase activity. The record is from RefSeq and is a predicted model, not a curated record. The coding region runs from base 454 to 2763 and encodes 769 amino acids.
UAAAUACAAAAUUACCUAUUCGGAAAAAACAGAAAAAAAAACAAUUGAAGUGCUUUGAUUUGAGUGUUGUAUCUCUGCGGUUGGCUCAUGCCUUCGAAUUAUUUUGAAAGUGUUGCGCUUGGUUGCACGUGGUCGUUGUUUUCAAGUGUUAAUUCAUAGUGCACACAGCGUGCGUGCAUAAUAACGAAAUAACAUACAUACAGAAAUACUUACCAAUACGAAUGCAACUUGCAACUCAGCGUCACAACAUUGAAAAGCGUUACGCCUUUAGAGUAACUCCGUGGAUUACGGCGCGUAUUUAAAACCAUUUAAAUCAUUGAAACUUCAUCCAUUGUUAUUUUUGAAAUCAAGUGAAAAGUGAAUAAGAACAAGAUAUCGAACGCACUGAUUUGAUAUUAUAAACGGAACAUUCACAAGUAACAAACGUAUAAAUUAAAUCAAAGACAUUUAAAGAUGCAAUAUCAGCCUGGAUCCUGGUACCUUCCAUGGGGCAUACCGAUACAGAAAAUGAUGACCAUGCCCUACCCACAACAAGGAUCCGCACCUAUGGACCCAUAUUUGCCAUCCAACAAUGCAGCUUUAACUUGCCACGUACUACCCAAUCCCCAUCCCCAUCAGGGCAAUGGCAACGCCAAUGUUGGCAAUCCUAUUCAAAUGGAAGCUACAACGAGCAAUCCAAACUAUCAGCCUACAACGUUUAACUCACAUGUAGUAGGAAAAUUUGCAUGUGCCAAUACAGUUGAAAAUAUGAAUGCAAGUGCUCCACCGUCGACCAUUCAACGUUCAGGGGCGUCCAUAACACCAACAAUUCUUAAUAAUCAUUCACGAACAUUACUUCCGAAUGCCCCAGUAUCGAAUGUUCAUUCGCACCACCAAAGCAUGUUGAUGCCAUCUACGAUAUUUGCACCCCUAACAAUGCCGACCUUUGCCCUGGGUUCACCAACAGCUGCACCUGCCUCUGCCGCAUUGAACAAUUCCAUGGCUGGGAUGCCCAGCAACCGAGCCAGUCUUUCAGAUUGUACUCGAUUUGCUGCUCAACAGUCGGGUCACAGUGGCAGUUCGUCUUCGCCUUUGACAAGCAUUUCCUCCUCCGCACCAUCAAAUCAAGCAAUACCAACAGCGCUGAAGUUAAACGUCGAUGUAGUCGCAAUGCAUCACCAUGUAAACAAAGUUAAUGCUGCGAGCAAUCUUCCAAUCUCCUUCACAAAGAUAUUUUCCGGGUUUGAUGAUUACAAGGAUAUGAAGAAACCGCAGAAUCCAGAAAAGCGAAAAGUAGAAGAUGCUGACCAGCUGAAAGAUUUAAAAAAAGCAAAAUUGGAAACAAAAGCACUGAAAGCUAAACGACCUGGAUUUACUGAUGAGCGAUAUCACGAAACUUCUUAUUACAUAGAAAACGGUUUGCGGAAAGUGUAUCCGUAUUAUUUCACUUUUACUACAUUUACAAAAGGUCGUUGGGUAGGAGAAAAAAUUUUAGAUGUAUUCUCACGAGAAUUUAGAGCUCAUCCUGCUGAGGAGUACGAACGCUGCAUUAAUUCGGGCACUCUGACUGUUAAUUACGAAAAGGUUCCAAUCGACUACAAGCUCAAACACAAUGAUUUGCUAGCAAAUGUAGUUCACAGGCAUGAAGUUCCAGUAACUUGUGAACCAAUCACAAUUGUACACAUAGACGACGAUAUUGUUGUUGUGAACAAACCAGCUUCUAUACCAGUUCAUCCCUGUGGAAGAUAUCGCCAUAAUACUGUAGUCUUCAUUUUGGCUAAAGAAUACAAUUUAAAAAACUUACGCACUAUUCAUCGUCUGGAUCGGUUAACAUCGGGUCUUCUUCUGUUCGGCCGUAGUCCAAAAAAAGCACGUCAGUUGGAACAUCAGAUUCGAAACAGACAAGUUCAAAAGGAGUACGUCUGUAGAGUGGAAGGCAAUUUUCCGGAAAAUCCAAUAGAAUGCAAUGAGCCUAUUGAAGUUGUCAGCUAUAAGAUUGGUGUAUGCAAGGUGUCUCCCAAUGGAAAAGAAUGCAAAACAUCAUUUCAGAAACUUUCUUAUGACGGUAAAACCAGUGUCGUGCUGUGCAAGCCCUUAACUGGGAGAAUGCAUCAAAUUCGAGUUCAUCUUCAAUACCUUGGAUUCCCAGUUGCGAAUGAUCCGUUAUAUAACCACGAAGUAUUUGGGCCUCUUAAGGGACGGGGUGGAGAUAUUGGCGGUAAAACAGACGAGGAACUAGUACGGGACUUAAUAACUAUACACAACGCAGAGAAUUGGCUGGGUAUUGACAACGAUUCGGAUAUAUCAUUAUUUAAGCCUUCUAAAGGAGACUGUGAUACCGAAACAUCAAACAUAGGUAAUGCAUUAAGUUAUGAUGAAACUGAGACUUUGUCUGAGGAAACAUCCUCGUUAUGCACAAACAGUCCGAGCAUUGGUGAUAUAUAUCAAGAGAGUGCUACAAACUGUUAUUUGCAAACUCAUAAUUUACCUAAUGUACUGUGCCUCGAUGAUCUAAAAAAAAACGACUGCAGCUUGCCAACUGGAGACACUCAUAUCAAGGUCACCGUCGCCACACAAACUGAUCAUGAAUCACCCGAUGUGGCCUUUAAUUCGGAGAAAAUGACAAUUGAUAAACAUUGUUAUGAGUGCAAAGUUCGUUACAGAGAUCCUAAACCAGAAGAUCUAGUUAUGUAUCUGCACGCAUGGAAAUAUAAGGGUCCUGGGUGGGAAUACGAAACAAAACUGCCCAGCUGGGGACUACCAGAUUGGAAGGAGAAAAACUAAGAUAAAAUUAAACAGAUUUAGCUGUAUUUAUUCAAUGUUAAACAGCAAAUAUUAUGUCAAUUGAUGUAACUAUCAAUAGAAUAAACUUUGAAAACAAUUAUAGGA